Molecule: messenger RNA, 2377 nt
Organism: Selaginella moellendorffii
Lineage: Eukaryota; Viridiplantae; Streptophyta; Lycopodiopsida; Selaginellales; Selaginellaceae
Product: AMP deaminase
Exons: 17
Coding region: 80-2107 (675 amino acids)
Biological process (GO): IMP salvage; AMP metabolic process
Cellular component (GO): cytosol
Molecular function (GO): AMP deaminase activity
Source: RefSeq, a predicted model, not a curated record
UGUGCAAUCGAGGAAGCUGUAGCCAAUGAAUGCUUUGAGGAGCCAUUGUUGAGGAUGGUACGUUACAGUGGCUGAUGACAUGAAAAUUCUGGAUGACGAUCCAAAAAGCUUUGGACUAUCACAUUCUCCGAGCUUGGAAUGCUUGGUCGCAUCAUUAGAGCAACAAACUGAGAAGUCUGAGACACAUUCAGCUAGGCCGCAUAGUCUUGCAGACGGGCUUCUCGGAGCGCCUGAUCCUGUGGCUGCUGACAUUCUAAGAAAGGAGCCACAACAAGAAACGUUUGUUCGCAUGAAAGUCACACCUUAUGACCCGCCUACAGCCGAAGAAGAGGAAGUUUGCAUUGUGCUACAGCAGUGUUUGGCUCUAAGAGAAAAAUAUUUAUUUGUGGAAAAGGAUCCACCAUGGCGGAAAGGAAUGUUUUGUGCAUCAGGAUUUAAUCCAGAUCCUUUCCACUACGAACCAGAACCUCGAUCGCAGCAUGUUUUUAAAGAGAUAGAUGGUGUUAUACAUGUUUAUGCAAAUUCAGAAGCAAAGGAGGAGUUGUUUCCCGUUCCUGACGCAACUACAUUCUUUACGGACAUGCACCGAAUACUUAGACUUACAGGACUAGGAAAUGUGCGAACCUUCUGUUACCAUCGGUUACAUCUUUUGGAACAGAAAUUUAGCCUUCAUCUCAUGCUUAAUGCGGACAGAGAGUUUCUUGCUCAGAAGAGUGCCCCUCAUCGAGAUUUUUACAACGUCAGGAAGGUUGACACUCACGUCCAUCAUUCAUCUUGUAUGAACCAAAAGCAUCUUUUGCGAUUUAUAAAGUCAAAGCUGAGAAAUGAACCCGACGAGGUUGUUAUCUUUCGGGAUGGCCAAUAUCUUACUCUUAAGGAAGUCUUCGAAAGCUUGGACUUAACAGGGUACGACCUGAAUGUGGAUUUGCUUGACGUCCAUGCUGAUAAAAAUACGUUUCAUCGCUUCGACAAAUUCAAUCUUAAGUACAAUCCUUGUGGUCAAAGCCGGCUUAGAGAGAUCUUUCUGAAGCAGGACAAUCUUAUCCAGGGGCGCUUCUUGGCGGAGCUAACAAAAGAAGUUUUUCAGGAUCUUGCUGUCAGCAAGUACCAGAUGGCGGAGUACAGGAUAUCCGUAUAUGGAAGAAAGCAAAGUGAGUGGGAUCAACUAGCAAGCUGGAUUGUAAAUAACGAGCUUUACAGCGAAAACGUUGUAUGGCUUGUUCAAGUUCCUCGACUCUACAUAUUUUACAAGAUGAUGGGCAUUGUUACAUCCUUUCAAACCAUAUUGAACAAUUUAUUUCUUCCAUUAUUUGAAGUCACGAUUGAUCCUGGUUCGCAUCCGCAGCUACACAUAUUUUUGAAACAGGUGGUAGCAUUCGAUAUGGUUGACGACGAGAGUAAGCCAGAGCGUCGUCCAAAUAAACAUAUGCAAACUCCUGCACAGUGGGAUAUCAACUUUAAUCCGGCCUACUCGUAUUGGGCGUACUACAUUUACGCCAACAUGUACACUUUAAACAAGCUCCGUGAGUCCAAAGGUUUGUGCACAAUUAAGUUUCGGCCUCAUUCCGGAGAGGCAGGAGAUUUGGAUCACUUGGCGUCCACGUUUUUACUGGCUCACAACAUCGCUCAUGGAAACAACCUCAGAAAAUCUCCUGGACUUCAGUAUCUUUAUUACCUCGCCCAGAUUGGUCUGGCUAUGUCUCCCUUGAGCAACAACUCUUUGUUUUUGGAUUACCACCGUAAUCCUUUUCCUAUGUUUUUUUCACGAGGUCUCAAUGUUUCCCUGUCAACGGAUGAUCCACUUCAAAUACAUCUUACUAAAGAACCACUAGUGGAGGAAUACAGCAUUGCCGCUCAGGUCUGGAAGCUGAGUUCCUGCGACCUGUGCGAAAUCGCAAGAAACUCCGUCUAUCAGUCGGGUUUUCCUCAUCACAUGAAGCUUCAUUGGAUUGGACACAAAUACUUCAAACGGGGAGCUGCGGGGAACGACAUCCACAAAACCAAUGUACCUCAUAUCCGUGUAGAGUUUCGAUACGAGACUUGGCAAGAAGAAUUGCAAUACAUAUGUUUGGGAGGCGCCAGAAUCUCGGAAGAAAUCGAUCCAUAAGGAUAACCCGACGGCUACGAUGGCCUCGUCUUAUACCCAUUCAAAAUGGACGUACAGAAUUUGUUAGAAAGAUUUCCUUGAGGUUAGGUGUCUCGAUUAAGGUAAACCGAUUAAAAGGCAAGUCGCUCGAUCAAUGUCGAGCGAAUGAUCUUAUAGAGGAUCGAUCGAUGUGUUCCAAUCCGUGCUUUCCUUUAGUACUCUUUUUGAUGUGUUCUUCUCAGACUUGGCAAGAAGAGUUGCAAUACAUAUGUAUCAGAAUCUCGGAAGAAA